CUGGUUCAGAGCUGGCUGCAUGUGGCUCCUCGACUACCGAGGAGUCUUCAGCCACACUGGACUCAAGCUGGUCAAGCUGGCCCACGACAGUCAGGGACGGAAUGUAGCUAAAUCCUACGGGAACAUUUACACUUUGUGGUUUGGACGGUACCCUGUGGUUGUCUUAAACGGGUUCCAAGCAGUGAAGGAUGGUCUCACCACCCGCCCAGAAGACCUCGCAGGCCGCCCGCUGUCCCCUUUCUUCCAUGCUAUGGCCAAUAACAAGGGUCUGUUGCUGGCAACUGGCAGCACAUGGAGGCAUCAGAGAAAAUUUACCCUGGUGACUCUGAAAAGCCUGGGCCUGGGGAAAACCAGCCUCGAGUACCAGAUCCAAGAGGAAGCCGGCCACCUCGUGGAGAACUUUAGAAACGCCAAAGGAAGGCCCAUGAAUCCAUCGUUCGCCCUCACGCUCGCUGUUUCGAACGUGAUCUGCGCCGUCGUCUUUGGCCAUCGCUUCUCCAAUGACGACAAAACCUUCCACCACCUGCUGGAAGCCAUGGAGUGCAUAUUCAAAUUUGCAGGGAGUAUCUAUCAUCAGAUCUAUGACGUCUUUCCUUGGCUGAUGCGCCGUUUGCCAGGACCUCACAAGAAGACUCUGGCAAGCUGCGAGGAGGUUUGUUCCUUCAUAAGGAAGGAGAUCAGAAGCCAUCAGGACAGAGGAGCUUCGGAUGAGCCUCAAGACUUCAUUCAUAGUUACCUGGCUCAAAUCGAGAAGAUCAAAGAUCAGCCCAAACCAGCCUACGAUGAACGCAACAUGGUCCAGUGCAUCUUCGAUCUGUUCUUGGGUGGUACGGAGACGUCCAGCACCACACUGUACUGGGCAUUGCUCUAUAUGGUGGUUUAUCCUGAUAUCCAAGGCAAAGUCCAGAAGGAGAUAGAUGCCACAGUGGGCCCCGGCCACAUGAUCUGCUACGAGGAUCGCAAGAACUUGCCCUACACAAAUGCUGUGAUUCACGAGGCCCAGCGCUUCAGCAACGUUGUGUCCAUCGGGGUACCCCGGUUGUGCGCGAAAGACACAAUGAUCCAAGAGUUCUUCAUUAAAAGG
This is a messenger RNA of Gekko japonicus, 1084 nucleotides long. Its product is annotated as cytochrome P450 2J6-like. The record is from RefSeq and is a predicted model, not a curated record. Gene Ontology annotation, biological process: arachidonate metabolic process; xenobiotic metabolic process. The annotation marks the transcript as partial. NCBI's taxonomy places the organism in Eukaryota, Metazoa, Chordata, Lepidosauria, Squamata, Gekkonidae. Gene Ontology annotation, cellular component: cytoplasm; intracellular membrane-bounded organelle. Gene Ontology annotation, molecular function: iron ion binding; heme binding; oxidoreductase activity, acting on paired donors, with incorporation or reduction of molecular oxygen, reduced flavin or flavoprotein as one donor, and incorporation of one atom of oxygen. The transcript has 7 exons.